Solanum verrucosum is the source of this 1518-nucleotide messenger RNA. Its product is annotated as alcohol dehydrogenase-like 7. The record is from RefSeq and is a predicted model, not a curated record. Gene Ontology annotation, biological process: formaldehyde catabolic process. Gene Ontology annotation, cellular component: cytosol. Lineage: Eukaryota; Viridiplantae; Streptophyta; Magnoliopsida; Solanales; Solanaceae. Gene Ontology annotation, molecular function: S-(hydroxymethyl)glutathione dehydrogenase [NAD(P)+] activity; zinc ion binding. The transcript is spliced from 10 exons. The coding region runs from base 143 to 1312 and encodes 389 amino acids.
UAUCAUAAAUUUUGUAUUCCUAUUAUGACAAAGAUAGAUGAUAAUGACACCAUAAAAAUUGACCAACACUAAAAAUUGAAAAUACAAACACACCACACACCCUCCAAGAGUGUUUAGUUUUUUUUUUUUUAAGCUUUUAACAAUGGCUGCCACACAAGCUAAAUUGAGCAAAACUGCUGGAAAGCCAAUUCAUUGCAGAGCUGCAGUGGCAAGAAAAGCAGGAGAACCUCUGGUGAUAGAGGAGGUGAUUGUGGCUCCUCCUAAAUCCUGUGAAGUUCGUAUAAAGAUCAUUUGUACCUCUCUCUGUCACAGUGAUGUUACCUUCUGGAAGUUGAAAGACUUUCCUGGAUGCUUUCCAAGAAUAUUGGGCCAUGAAGCUUUCGGGAUUGUGGAGAGUGUUGGAGAAAAUGUCCAGGAUUUAAAAGAAGGAGAUUCAGUUAUCCCGAUAUUUUUGCCCGACUGUACUGAAUGUAUAGAUUGCACAUCCAAGAAGAGCAACAAUUGUUCAAAAUUCCAAUUUAAGGUAUCUCCAUGGAUUCUUAGAGAUGGUACAAGUAGAUUCACUACCGUUGAUGGAGAAACUUUAUACCAUUGUCUGUUUGUAUCAAGUUUCGCCGAGUACACUGUUGUAGACAUUGCUAAUGUAACAAAGAUUGAUCCUCGUGUUCCACCUAACAGGGCAUGCCUCUUUAGUUGUGGAGUAUCAACAGGAGUAGGUGCUGCCCUGAAAACUGCAAAUGUGGAACAAGGAUCAACUGUUGUAAUAUUUGGUUUGGGCGGAAUUGGAUUAGCAGUCGCAGAGGGAUCAAGGAUAUGUGGUGCUUCAAGAAUUAUUGGCGUAGAUAUAAACACUGACAAGUUCGAAAUAGGAAAGCAAUUUGGAGUGACUGAUUUUGUCAAUUCAAAUAGCCAUGAGGAUAAACCUAUUAGCCAGGUGAUAAAUGAGAUGACUAACGGAGGUGCUGACUACUGCUUCGAGUGUGUUGGUAUGGGAACACUCGUGCAGGAAGCAUAUGCCUGCUGUCGAAAGGGUUGGGGAAAGACAAUUGUCGUAGGAGUUGAUAAACCGGGAGCAAUUCUGACAUUUAAAUCUUUCGACAUUCUACAUAUGGGGAAAACCAUCAUGGGAUCACUGUUUGGAGGUCUCAAACCCAAAUCUGACAUUCCUCUUCUUGUCAAACGUUACCUUGACAAGGAAUUGGAACUAGACAAGUUUGUAACACACGAAGUGAGUUUUCAAGACAUCAACAAGGCUUUUGAUUUACUCGUUGAAGGAAAGAGUCUACGAUGUGUUAUUUGGAUGGAUAAGUGAUCGAUCCCUGUUAUACUUGUCUCGUGUUCUUGAAAAAGGAUUGCUUCAUAAUCCAUAUGAAUCGUGACGUUAAUUCGAUAUGUAACUAGGAUUAUACAAGAUCAAGAAUAUUUCAGAGUAAUGUUAUUACUCUUUUGCAUAUUUUUGUUGAAUUUUUCUGUUUUCUGCUUUCAUUUGAAGCAUAAUCAGAAGUUAAAAGGAGUGAA